Molecule: messenger RNA, 1059 nt
Organism: Didymodactylos carnosus
Lineage: Eukaryota; Metazoa; Rotifera; Eurotatoria; Philodinida; Philodinidae
Source: the annotation of a GenBank genome assembly
AUGCGUUUUUCAUUUCGUCGAUUGGGAAUGAUUUGGGGUAAAAUUGGUUAUCAGCGUGGUAAAAUUGAAUAUACACUAUCACCCUAUCAGCAAAAUCCUUAUGCUGGAGUGGGUGGUGAUGUUUCAUAUCGAUAUUAUACGCGUUUAUUCAAAACAAUCGCCAUAUAUUGGGUGCCCAAUAUAGCAUGGGGAGUAGCCCUUUACAAUUGGGCAAAUUGGGAGUAUGAACGGUCAAUAAGAAAGAAACCAGGAGACUUUGACGAUGAAAAGCCACCACAAGAAGAAGACCCAUUAAUGUCAGGUUAUUUUCAAUUGUCAAAUUCCACGAAAGAUUUUAAAUCUCGUACAAAUGGCGUAUUCGAUCAACUUGGUAGUUUAGAAAAAGAACAUAUUGUACAACAAAAAUUAUGCCCAUCUCGUCUAGAUGAUGAUUUUAUUCCUACAAGUAGUGUACGCUUAAACGAUACCACUGACAAUCCAAAUAUACCAUCAGACGCUGUCUGUUCAACUUCUUUACAUAAUAAACAAAAGGCAUCUGAUUUAAAUUCGCCAGGUUAUCUACGCGAGCCAGAAAAGUGGCAAAAGUAUACGCUGACUGAUGUCAAUGAUCAUAUGCUAACGGGCGUAGCAAACAGACAUGCAUUAAGUCAAUUUUUUCAAACACGUGUGAAAAAAUCCAAAACAAGAGAUGAUGACGAUGCUACAGAGAUGAAUGAUGAGGAAACACGUGUUAUUUUUCGACGUCCCCCAACCAAGAAAAAGUUUACUGACAAAAUGCUCGAGAAUGAUGAUGAUGAACCACUUCAGCCCUCGAUAAAAAUUCACGCGAAAGAUCAACAACAAUCAGCAGUUAAUGAUAAUGAAGUAGAGGAAGAAGAAGUUCUGCCACAAAAAUUAGUGAAUAUUAAAAAACGUAAUAAAAAUCAACGGGGAAGUGUUACGUUUAGUUCAAAUACAAAUAAGAAAAUGCAAAAACAUGAUAUUAUUGAUGAAGACAGCAGUGAUAGUCGAAACGAAGACGAUGAAUCGACGGUUGAUAAUGACCUGGAUGAACCAUAA